AGUAGCUGCUAGCUCGGAGACGGUCGGGAACAAUACCAAACUAAACAUAAUCUACAUGCUCAUAACGCAUCUAUGGGCUUCCGAUAGACCAAUAAAAUGCAACUGAAGUAUCUGAAGACACUUCUGAGCCCCCAGGAGGCUAUUGCCAGGGUGUCCUGCAUGGCCUGGGCGCCGAACAACAGCAAGUUCGCAGUUUGCACCGCGGACAGAGUGGUGCUGCUCUAUGAUGAGCAAGGAGAGAGGAGGGACAAGUUCUCCACCAAACCGGUGGACUCCAAGUAUGGAAAACAGAGCUACGUAGUCACUGACUUGGUCUUCUCACCGGACUCCACUAAAAUCGCCAUUGGCCAGUCGGACAACAUAAUCUUUGUUUACCGAAUUGGGGAGGACUGGGGGGACAAGAAGGCCAUUUGCAACAAAUUUGUUCAGACGGGUGCUGUGACUCACCUGCUUUGGCCUGCAGAACACACAAUUGUUUACGGACUAGUUGAUGGCAAGAUUCGCCUCGCCAACACCCAGACGAACAAAUCUUCCACCAUCUACAACACAGAGUCCUUGGUCGUGUCCCUGGCAUCAAAUGUUUCUGGUAAAGGCAUCCUGUCUGGCCACGCUGAUGGGACCAUUGUACGCUACUUCUUUGAUGAUGAAGGCUCGGGGGAAUCUCAGGGGAAGCUGUUGAUGCACCCGUGCCCACCUUAUGCUCUGGCCUGGGGUGCAAACAGCAUCAUGGUGGGUGGCUGUGACAAGAAGGUUGUGGCAUACGGCAGAGAGGGUCAAAUCCUGCAGAACUUUGACUACAGCCGCGACCGAACAGAGAAGGAGUUCACCGUGGCCGUCACCAGCCCCAGCGGGCAGUCUGUAGUGUUCGGCAGUUUUGACCGGUUGCGAGUGUUUAACUGGGCGCCAAGAAGAGGUGUCUGGGAUGAAGCUAAACCUAAAGAGAUAGUCAACCUUUACACCAUUACCAGCUUGGCCUGGAAGAAAGACGGAUCUCGCCUUUGUGCAGGAACGCUCUGUGGGGGUGUGGAGCUGUUUGAUUGCUGCCUGAGACGAAUUAUUUAUAAGAACAAAUUUGAGAUUACCUAUGUUGGCUUGAGUCAGGUGAUAGUAAGGAACCUCUCUACAGGAACGCGGGUGGUGCUGAAGUCCUACUACGGUUAUGAAAUAGAAGAGGUCAAGAUUAUGGGAAAAGAUCGCUACCUGGUGGCUCACACCUCAGAAACUCUUGUGCUCGGAGAUUUGCUCACAAAUAAAUUAAGCGAGGUACCUUGGCCCGGCUCUGGAGGAAAUGAAAAGUUCUUCUUUGAAAAUGAAACAGUGUGCAUGAUUUUUAAUGCUGGAGAGCUGAGCUUAGUGGAGUACAGUAACAACGAGAUCUUGGGAUCCGUCAGGACAGAGUUUAUGAAUCCCCACCUCAUAAGUGUGCGACUAAAUGAGAGGAAGCAGAGAGGAGUUGAAGACAACAAGAAGCUUGCUUACCUGAUUGACAUAAAGACCAUUGCCAUUGUGGACUUGGCUGGAGGCUAUAAUCUGGGAACCAUAUGCCAUGACUCCAAGAUUGACUGGCUGGAGCUCAGUGAAACCGGAUGCAAACUGUUGUUCAGGGACAAGAAGAUGCGGCUCCAUCUAUACGAUAUAGAGUCCACGAUAAAGACCACGUUGCUGAGUUACUGCUCAUAUGUCCAGUGGGUGCCCGGCAGUGAUGUGAUUGUUGCCCAAAACAGGGGAAACAUCUGUGUUUGGUACAGUAUCGACAGCCCAGAAAGCAUCACCAUGUUCCCAAUCAAGGGAGACAUUGUGGAUCUAGAGAGAAGCGAUGGCAAGACAGAUGUGGUCGUGACAGAGGGCGUCAACACAGUGGCAUACACGCUGGAUGAAGGCCUAAUUGAGUUUGGCACUGCUAUUGAUGAUGGUGACUAUGACAGAGCAACAGCCUUCCUGGAGACUUUGGAGAUGUCACCAGAGACCGAGGCCAUGUGGAAAACACUCAGCAAGCUUGCUCUCAAGGCUCGCCAGCUUCAUAUCGCAGAAAGGUGUUUCGCUGCACUAGGGGAUGUGUCAGUUGUUCGAUAUCUACACCAAACAAAUGAGAUUGCAGAUAAAGUUUCACAGGAAAUGGGAGAAGAUGGGACAGCAUAUUACCAAGUCCAAGCCCGUGUUGCCAUGCUGGAUAAGAACUUUAAACUAGCUGAGAUGCAUUAUAUGGAGCAGAAUGCCAUUGAUGAAGCAAUAGAAAUGUACCAGAUGCUCCACAUGUGGGAUGACUGCAUUGCUGUGGCUGAAAGCAAGGGCCACCCAGAGCUGAACAGCCUGCGUGGGAAAUAUUACCAGUGGCUAACGGAGUCGGGUCAAGAUGAGAAAGCUGGUGAGGUGAAGGAGAGCGAGGGAGACUUCCAGGGUGCCAUUCACCUCUACCUGAAAGCUGGAUUACCGGCCAAAGCUGCCCGUCUGGCCAUGAGCCAUCCUGAGAUAACCAGCAGCAGUGAGACUGUCAGUCGCAUCGCUGCCAGUCUCAUCAAGGGAGAGUUUUAUGAAAGAGCAGGUGAUCUGUAUGAGAAGAUCAGGAAUAACCAGAGAGCUUUGGAUUGCUACUGCAAAGGAGGAGCCUACAGGAAAGCGGUGGAGCUGGCUCGCGUUGCCUUCCCUGCUGAGGUGGUGAAACUGGAGGAGACCUGGGGAGAUUACCUCGUCCAGCAGAAACAGAUGGAUGCUGCCAUCAACCACUUCAUUGAAGCAGGGUGUUCCUUUAAAGCGAUCGAGGCGGCGAUUGCAGCUCGUCAGUGGAAGAAAGCCGUUCACAUCCUAGAGUUACAGGAGGACUCAUCGGCAGGGAAAUACUACGUGAAGAUAGCUCAGUACUAUGCCUCCAUGCAGGACUAUGAGGUGGCAGAACAGCUGUUUGUGAAAGGAGGUCACAUUAAAGAUGCCAUAGAUAUGCACACCUCAGCGGGGCACUGGGAGGAAGCUCACAAGCUGGCGAUGAAGUGCAUGACAGAGGAAGAGGUUUCGGCUCUUUAUGUUAGCAGAGGUCAGGAGCUGGAGAGGGACGGGAAGUUCAAGGAGGCUGAGAGACUGUUUACUGCAGUGAAGCACCCCGACCUUGCCAUCGCUAUGUACAAAAAGAAGCGGAUGUUUGAUGAUGUUAUUCGUUUAGUGGGCAAACAUCACCCUGACCUGCUGACCGAGACCCAUGUCCACCUUGCCAAGGAGUUGGAGACUGAGUCCAGAUUCUCAGAAGCGGAGUACCACUUCAUGGAGGCUAAAGAGUGGAAGGCUGCUGUCAACAUGUACAGAGUCAAUGAUAUGUGGGAGGAAGCAUACAGGGUGGCAAAGAGCUAUGGUGGUGCAGGUGCUCAGAAACAGGUGGCCUUCCUGUGGGCAAGGAGUCUGGGUGGAGAGGCUGCUGUCAAGCUACUCACUAAAUUCGGCCUCCUGGAGUACGCCAUUGAGUCUUCAGCAAAUAACUUAACAUUUGACUUUGCAUUUGAAUUAGCUCGCCUUUCAUGUAAGGAAAAGAUUCCUGAGAUCCACCUCAAGCAUGCCAUAUACCUGGAAGAUGAGGGAAAAUUUUCUGAGGCAGAAGUUGAAUUCAUCAAGGCAGGGAAACCCAAAGAAGCUGUGUUCAUGUACGUCCACAACAAGGACUGGGCCAAUGCUCAGCGGGUGGCCGAGGGCCAUGAUCCAGAGAGCGUGUCUGAGGUUCUGGUUGGCCAAGCCAAGUUCUGCUUUGAACAGAAAGACUUCCAAAAGUCUGAAGCCUUCCUGCUCCGCGCCCAGAGGCCUGAGUUAGCUGUUAAAUUCUACAAGGAUGCGGACAUGUGGAGUGAUGCUAUGCGAAUCUGUAAGGAGUAUCUUCCCAACAAGUUUUCCAUGCUGCAAGAGGAGUAUGAGAAGGAGACUUCCAAGAAGGGGAUUCGGGGUGUGGAGGGGCUGCUGGAGCAGGCUAGGGAGUGGGAACAAUCAGGUGAAUACUCCAGAGCGGUGGAGUGUUACCUGAAGGUGAAAGAUGACUCCAACACAGCCCUGAUGGAGAAGUGCUGGAUGAAGGCAGCAGAGUUGUCCAUCAAGUUCCUGAGCGGAGACCGAGCGCUGGAAGUGGUCCAGGUGGUCGGGCCACGACUCACUCAGCUAAAAAAGUACAAUGCUGCUGCUGAGCUCUAUUUAAACAUGGACCUCAUCAAAGAGGCAAUCGAUGUCUUCAUUGAGGGCGAGGAGUGGAACAAAGCCAAGAGAGUGGCGAAGGACCUCCAGCCGAGGUAUGAAGACUACGUGGACCAGAAGUACAAAGAGCACCUUAAGAACCAAGGAAGAGUUGAGUCUCUAGUUGGUGUGGAUGUCGUGGCAGCGUUGGACCUGUAUGCAGAGAGGGGCCAGUGGGACAAAUGUCUGGACACAGCCGCCAAACAGAACUUCAAGAUCCUCCAUAAGUAUGUUGCGCUUUAUGCCACUCAUCUCAUCAAGGAAGGAGAUGCUCUGAAAGCUCUGCAGCUAUACCUGCAGCAUGGAGCGCCACCCAACCCUCAGAACUUUAACAUCUACAAGCGUCUCUUCCUGGACCUGAUAAGCCUCCCUGACGCUGAUGGAUCAGAUUCUUACCAUAUGUGGGCUGAGCUCCGUAAUUUUCUGCAGCAGCUGUGUGAGAACGUGUCCAUGUCAGCGGAGGCGAACUCUCCAGCUCAUGAAGAUUUUGACCAGAUGCUGCUGAUUUCUCACUACUUUGCCACACGGUCCGCUGCUAAAGGAAUUGAGCAGCUGAUCGGCAUUGUGGCCAAGUUGUCGGUUUCUCUCCUUCGCCACACUGAACUCAUUCCUGCAGACAAAGCCUUCUAUGAGGCUGGCCUGGCCUGCAAGGCUGUUGGCUGGGAGAACAUGGCCUUCAUCUUCCUCAACCACUUUCUGGACCUUUGUGAUGCCAUUGAUGAAGGGACCCUGGACACUCUGGACCACUCGGAUUUCCUUGAUACCGACAUUCCCUUUGAGGUUCCAGUUCCGACCAAACUCUGUGUGACUGACUCUCAGCGGGAGCAGAUCCGGGACUGGGUGCUGAUGGUGUCCAUGGACAACCGAGUGGAGCAGGUUCUGCCACGUGAUGAGAGGAACACGUAUGAAGCCUCUCUGCUGGCUGCCAACACUGGCCUUCGCUCACUUCCUUGUGUUCUCACUGGCUACCCGGUUCUAAGGAAUAAAAUUGAGUUUUCAUCAGCGGGGAAAGCAGCCAACAAAGAAGACUGGAACAAAUUCCUCAUGGCCACAAAGACCAUUCAUAGUCCAGAGUGUCAGGACGUGCUCAAGUUUAUCAGCCAGUGGUGUGGUGGCCUGCCAGCAUCAGGAUUCUCUUUCCAGUGACAGCAUGUUAUCUUUAAUCUGUUAUUUCAUUGCAAUCUUUUAUCUGAGCUGCAACCGUUUGAAUUGUCAAGAGUUCUUCGUUUCCUCCUCCUUUCUUAGUUUUUUUUCUCUUCAAUUCAUUCAGUCUUGUUUUUUAUUUAAAGUGUUUUGUGCUCCUGUUACCUUGAGUUGUAUAAUAACCUUGUAAUUAUUAAAAUUUCAAAUUCA
This is a messenger RNA of Cololabis saira (Pacific saury), 5553 nucleotides long. It is a transcript of the gene ift172, whose product is annotated as intraflagellar transport 172. Lineage: Eukaryota; Metazoa; Chordata; Actinopteri; Beloniformes; Belonidae. The record is from RefSeq and is a predicted model, not a curated record. The transcript is spliced from 48 exons. Gene Ontology annotation, molecular function: protein binding. Gene Ontology annotation, cellular component: ciliary basal body; axoneme; intraciliary transport particle B. The coding region runs from base 97 to 5346 and encodes 1749 amino acids. Gene Ontology annotation, biological process: intraciliary transport.